Messenger RNA from Cephus cinctus (wheat stem sawfly), 5607 nucleotides. Its product is annotated as BTB/POZ domain-containing adapter for CUL3-mediated RhoA degradation protein 3. Gene Ontology annotation, biological process: protein homooligomerization. The transcript has 4 exons. Lineage: Eukaryota; Metazoa; Arthropoda; Insecta; Hymenoptera; Cephidae. The record is from RefSeq and is a predicted model, not a curated record. The coding region runs from base 208 to 1200 and encodes 330 amino acids. Gene Ontology annotation, molecular function: protein binding.
GGUAUAGUAGAGUGUUCUUCUCGAGCCGAGUCGUAUAAAAGCUAGGAUAAAACAUAGACGAAUCGUGCUCUACUUUGUUUUGAUAAAAUUUCGUGAAAAUGACGCUUAUCAACGAGACGUAAGAAGUUAGACUCGUUAACGCUAGUUACAAGUGUCGUGUUGCCAAAUCAAAAGAGUGCCGCAACGUUCUCGUUGCUCAUGUGUUAAAUGUUGAGUUUGACACUUGAUAAAAUCGAUAUUCCGUCAUCAUCAUCAUCAUCACCGUCAUCGCCAUCAUCGCCAUCGUCAUCAAUCUCGGCAUUUCUCAUUAACGUUUUCGUUAUGUCCGGGGAUCACAAGACCGUCAUCAAAUAUCCAUCUGAAUAUGUCAAGCUGAAUAUCGGUGGUUCACUCCAUUAUACUACCAUAGGCACUUUACGAAAACAUGAUACAAUGUUACGUGCUAUGUUCAGUGGUCGAAUGGAAGUUCUCACUGAUUCCGAAGGUUGGAUAUUGAUUGAUCGCUGUGGAAAACACUUUGGCACAAUUUUAAAUUUCCUACGAGACGGAUCCGUCCCGUUACCAGAGAGUGUCAACGAGAUGGCAGAGUUGCUUGCCGAGGCAAAGUAUUAUUGCAUUAGUGAGCUGGCUGAAUCGUGUGAACAGGCGCUCCUUAAGAAGGAGCGCGAACCAGAGCCAAUAUGUAGGGUGCCGCUUAUCACCUCACAAAGAGAAGAGCAGUUGCUCAUUAGUAAUACAACUAAGCCUGUAGUAAAGCUGCUCAUUAAUAGGCACAAUAACAAAUAUUCGUACACAAGUACUUCAGAUGACAAUCUGUUAAAGAACAUUGAACUGUUCGACAAGAUGUCCCUUCGUUUCAGUGGUAGAGUCCUAUUUAUCAAAGAUGUCAUUGGCUCAAGUGAAAUAUGCUGCUGGACAUUUUAUGGUCAUGGUCGUAAGAUAGCAGAAGUUUGCUGUCAUUCGAUUGUUUACGCAACUGAUAAGAAGCACACAAAGGUGGAGUUCCCAGAGGCUAGGAUUUAUGAGGAAACUCUUAACAUCCUCUUGUACGAGCAUCGCAAUGGUCCGGAUCAGGAACUGAUGCAAGCGACGUCAUCGAGAGGUGCCGUUGGAGGUGGACCACCAUGUACAUCUGAUGAAGAAGAGGGUGAGCGUUCGGGUUUGGCACGCCUUCGCUCCAACAAACAAAAUACCAACUGACCCACCCUGGCUCUCAUCAGUCCUCCCCAUCCAGCAAUCCUUAGCGUGGUACGUUCCUUAAAAACUCGCGCCAACAUGAAAUAGUACAACGCAACGGAGUUUCUCAUGAAGAACCUCAACCGUGCCUGGUGUUGCGUGAAACUUGGAAAACUAAAUUGUGGCAAUAGGUCGCGCGUGUAAAUUGAUAAAUGCGUCCUGGCAUUGUCCUUCGUAAAAAUAACAAUCUGUCCUAUUCACCCUUUACACAUUUAAAACGCGAUCUUGGCUAAUUUGCCAGGAAACAGAAUGACAAAUUCGUCCCGCUUUAGUUCAUUGGUCGCGAUUAAGUAGUCUUGUGGUUGGUGAAUAUUUAAAAAAAGUUUUAUCUCAUUUCCUCGUUCGUUAAUUGUCAUUAAGAUAAGAAAACUCAUAGAACGUAUUGUCAUUGGACAAAUAAAUGUGCAUAAUGUUCGGUUUAUGUGCCAAACGACGGUGCAGCAGCGUCUAUACAGCGAUAUAGAUUGAGAUUGAAGUUGCCAUUCUGUACUUGACUCAUGCAGUCAUUUUAACUUCAACAUCUCAUACUCUAUAACAACUUUUAAGCAGUCUCUUAAAUUCGCGAUUUAGAAAUGGCGUGCGAAUACCGCUCAUAAUUCAUGUUCUUAUAUUUCUUUCUUCAUUUACUUUCUUUUUGUCUUUUAAACAUGACUGGGACUGCGUUUACUAGCGGUUAAAUUAUUUAUACAUCGUUCUUGUUGAUAUUGUUACUUCUUACAGUUUUAAUCCGUUUCUUCAAUAAAUCCUGACGAUCUACGUGGUUGUUAUUUUUACUUAUCGAUUCGAAUACUAUUGACAAUUUUAUUGAACUGCUUAAGGGAUGGCGUGGAGUUUACUGUCAUUGAUUUACAUAUGGAAUGAGAAAUUUAUGAGAGAGCAGUAGCAGUCUGAUUUGGUUUUGUUGUGUGUGUUGAGAAACUUAUUAGCUACUUGUAGUAAUUAGUUUAUUAAUUUUCUUGUACGAUUCUGUCGAUGAUGACAAUAUUACUAUGCAAGUUUUGAGGUUUUUAUUCACUCUGCAUUUUAGGAUACUUCAAGAGUCUUAUUUUGAAGGUUUCUUACAAGAAUUUCAUAAGCUUUGAAUUUUCUUUACAAGUUUUAAGCUUAAUGACUAUUAUUAAGAGGGACCAUACGUAUGAAACUUGAUCUAAACUUUUUUUUUAAUUCAAUUACGCAGUUUAAAAACUUUUGAAUACAAAGUUGCUCACCGAGACGCAAAGCACCUAUUUAUAUUUUUGUAUUUAACUUCUUUCCGCACAAACAUUUGCAAUUGUUUUGCGACGCAGUAUCCAAGUAUUUAAUAUCAAGAAAAGGCAGUAAUUAUUUCUUUGAAUCGAAUGUAUUCUUGUUGGGAACCAAAUGCAUUUAAAAAAAAAAAACAGUAUAAAAACUUGUCAUCAAUAAAUGACUCAUUAAUUGACUCUGACGACUCACUAGUCAAAUAUUUAAGAGUUAACAAUUAAUUCAGCAACCUCUCCGAUCCAUUAUUAAAUUAAAUUUUCCAAUAACCCUUGUGAUAGAAUCAAACAGAAGGCUGUCUUUGAUAAGAAUGCAAUUUGUCCCAGCAAGAAUAACCAACCACGUAAAUCCAAAUCUCAAAAACUCUAAAAUUCAAAAUAUAAUAUCACACAUUCCUAAGGACAAUCAUGAUUAUUGCUCCUGAGUCAUUCUAAGAGAAUAGGGCCAACUUUAUGUGAUAAUAUACACCAUAAUUUAUGAGGAUACACUAUAUAUAUACAUAAAAUUAUUUCGAAGCCGGAACGAACGAAGUCAUGCAAAUUUAUUUAUAAUAAGAGAUAAAACUUACGGUUUAGCAAACGUUAUAAGACGUCGCGGCUUUUAAAUCGAAAUUGUAAUUAAUAUAGAUGGGAUUAAUUCCAGAUGUAAACGAUAACAUUUACUUUUUAUUGUCUCUAAGCACACAAACACACAAACGCAAACAACCCACCGAUUUCUGAUAUUAUCAACAUUAAUGAUUUUUCGAAGAUAGGUAACGUUAAUCGCUUAAUCCUCAUUUCAUCAUGAGAAAGUUGACGGCCUGGCAUCCUCGUUAAAAUUCCAUUCUAUUCUUGAUUUUGCGCCCAAUAAUCAAGAAUACUGCGUCCGUGCGACAGAGCGUAAAAAAUUAUACAGAGUCCUUUUUAAUGUCUCGUCUAUUUUUAUAAACGUACAGACGUACGACAUAUAUUUGUAAUAUAUCAUAUAAUCAUUAAUCGAAGAAAAAAAACCAGGCGCGAACAUUGUAAAAUUCUUUGCUCUCGUAUACAUCCUGCAGUCGAGACCUAGAAUACAGGGUAAUCAUUUUAAUGCGACAAUGAUGAUAAUGAUGAUGAUGAUGAGUUUAGAAAUCUCAUACUUCUCAAUUGCAAACUAUAGAACUACUUCUAUCCGAUUAAUGGAGGAUAUUACGAUUUAUCAUAUCAAUGCGAUGACCAACAUUUUUCAAAGUCACCGUAUCAAUUACUAUGUUAAUGAUACUCUCCGAUUCGGUGUUUAUGACUGGUAAUAAUUAAAAAAAAAAAAAGGAAGGACCGUUAUUAGUGUCAAAGUAUUUUAUCAAUGCUGGACAAUAAUGGCACAAUUCCAGCUCCUUAGAAAUCUGCGUGAUAGACGUUUUUUGAGCUGUUCCAAGAAAAAAAAUAUUUUCAAUGUUACAUAAAAAUCUGUCAUAUAAAUGUCACGUCCACCUGCUAACGUUUCUCCCAUUCAGAAUGGUCCUAGAUCAUUAAUGCCGUUUGUGAUCUGAAAAUAUUAUCCACGUAUCAGUGAUACCAUUUUUAUCAUUAGCUACACGUGACUCCUCCGUCAAGAGUGUUUUCUUGUCUAUGUCAAAAUUAAUGACCUUAACUAUCAUCAUUGCUGUAUUCGAAUAUAUGUUUAAUAAUUGUAGUUGGUGUCAGAACCCAAUGACAAACUAUGAUGAAAGAAAUAUCCAACCGUUAAGAUAAUAAUUCGAUGCAAGGACUAGCGUAAGUGCCAAAAUUGUCAAUCGUCAUUUUCAAUCAAUGGCGAUCAUUAGAUAAAGCGUUGGGAAGUUUAAUAAUUAGACCGAAAAAUAUGUAGAUUCAUAAGUGUACAUCGUGGAUCCUUAAUUAAUCUAAAGACACGUAUUUUUAUUAUAUGUGUAAUAAUAAUUAUUAUUAUUAGUGUCUACUGUUCGUCUAAUGUCUAACAAUUCAUCUGCUCAGAUGACUCGAUGUCUGAAGCUCGUUUUCUUCGACGCGGUUCAAUGCAUGAACUCCGUUUAUCUCCAGAAUGCAAGUAUGUGAUUGGCUAAUAGCACAGUUAAACCAAGUUUAUGCAUUGAAUCGCGUCGAAGAAAACGGACGUAAAAUCAUUAACGGGUACACGGGCCUCUUCUGUUAAUUCGUCUUCCAUAAUUUUACUGAUGUAAAAUUCAUAAUAUUCCAAUAGUCUGCUCUGCGUUGAUGAUUUAUUUAUUUUACGUGAGCCUAAUCGCCUCUCUUCUAUGUUCUAUGUUCUAUCCAAUAGCUGGAUCAAAUAGUUGUCAGAUUCUGUCUUCUUGACUGAUAAGCAAAAGCCAGACAAUAUUUACAUGUUAACGUUUAGGAAACUGUCAUCGAAUGUUGAAGUUGACAUUUUACUUUUUGAAAAUUCUUUAAUGUCAAACAACUACGACGUCUCUACGUGUUUAAUGUACUCUGGUAUUUCUAUGUGAUCUUUCAGCGUAUAUGAUGAACUUUACCUGUCGAUGGCUAAUCAAUGUUUAUUGAUCGUGAUAUUAAUCGUUGGAUGUGAAUACUUUCGAUUGGAGCGGAGAUGUAAUAUUUAUGAAUAUGCUGUAAAAUCGCGGGCCACCGAGAGUCAUUAUAUUUUAUAAAUAUUUUUCAUAAGUUCUGUACUAUCGGGAUGCAUCGAUACUUUCGAGAAAGCAUUCGUGUAAGAUAUGUAUAUCUUAAUAAGUUACGUGUAGUCAUUGGUUUGUUAUACUUUGUACAAUAGUUUAACGGAUCGGGCGUAUAAUAUUAUGUAUGCAAAAACGCACAAUUAUUGCGAUUUAAGUGUAAAAGCUGGCGUGGUAUUAUAUUACAAUUUCGAAAUAUGCUCAAAAAAGGAAUAGCAGAUGAGAUAUUUGGUGUACGUGCUCUAGAAAGUCUUUCUUUUAUCUUUUUUUCUUUGGAUAAUGUAAUAGGUAUCUCUUUUUAAUAUUUAUAAAAUGUACAUUUAUUAUUAACGUCAGACGUAUCUCUGUUGUUUCUACAGUGAAAUUGGACGGAGCAGGUAUUUUAUUUAACGUUAUUAUCUCGUUUCAGGUGUUUUGGACCGCGUAAUCGAAUUAGUAUAAAAAUAUCAGUAUCACGAUGUUAUUGAAUGAAAUUAUAUGAAAAUAAAUAAUGCUUUGUUGUCGUA